Lates calcarifer (barramundi perch) is the source of this 1946-nucleotide messenger RNA. RefSeq names its product solute carrier family 31 member 2 (gene slc31a2). NCBI's taxonomy places the organism in Eukaryota, Metazoa, Chordata, Actinopteri, Centropomidae. Gene Ontology annotation, cellular component: membrane. Gene Ontology annotation, biological process: copper ion transmembrane transport. The record is from RefSeq and is a predicted model, not a curated record. The transcript is spliced from 4 exons. Gene Ontology annotation, molecular function: copper ion transmembrane transporter activity. Bases 402 to 869 code for a protein of 155 amino acids.
AAAAAAUGUCCCGCGGCUUUGCUCGGCUAACGUUCACGAAAUAUUUAUUACACAGGAAUCAUUUGUCAGCUGUAGCCUUCCUGCUCGAUGUCGACGGUGACUUUGUGUUUGCGGACGACUGGAAUGUGACUGUUUGGAUUAUUAGUCGCGCUGGGUCUUUGUUCCCAGUCGGUGAAAAACUCCAUUAACCGUCAGUCCUCUGUUUAUUGUCUCACGUCACGCGGUAGUAUUAUUCAACGGGGGAGGUUUAGCCUUUAUUCCGCUGCACUGGCUGAAUCAACUGGCUGGGUCAGUGGCCGCUGCUGAGGUGCUGCAGCCCGGGUAGUGAGCAGUCUGCGAUGGAGAACUGAAGUCAUUAACCGCCGAAACCGUGGUGUUAGCCAGCGCCCAACAAGUCCACCAUGAUGUCCAUGACUUUUGGGGUGUCAAGCAGCGUGACGCUGCUGUUUGACUUCUGGGAUGUGCACGGACCUGCAGGGAUGGUGCUGUCAGUGUUCGUGGUCCUGCUGCUGACAGUUUUCUAUGAGGUGCUUAAAGUGUGGAGGGUGUGGCUGGGAAGUAGCUCUAAGCUAGCCCAGCCUCAGUCUCAAUACGCUGCCCCUCCAUCCUCCCGCAGUGACAGCAUUUCUGUACUGAACAGCAGUCCCUCUGAAUCCUCGUUGACCCUCCAGUCUCAGCCUCCAGCUUCAAACACCAGGAACAGCUGGUUGCUGCACGGUAUCCAGACAGUCCUCCACAUGCUGCAGGUGUCUCUCGGCUACAUGCUGAUGCUGUGUGUCAUGUCCUACAACACCUGGAUCUUCCUCGGGGUCAUCGUGGGCUCUGUUAUCGGUUAUUUCAUCUCGUUCCCUCUGCUGGGUCAAAUCUGAUGGUAUGAACAGUUCAGACACUGAAACAAAGACACUAGAGGGUUUUUUUCCUCCUUGAGUUAAGAGGAUCACUUGCCCUGGAUACUAAAUGGGAAACCACUUGAUUGACUAAUUCGUGAUUAUAACCAUAGGGAUGAUAUGUAUAAUUUAGUGUUUUAUGAGGUGGUUCCUCUGUGUUAAAAAAAACAUUUCUAAUGUUUCUGAGGCAUUUUCUUGUUUUUCCUCUCAAACAUCUAUGAUAUUAAUGCAUGUGAAAAAUGUUUUUUAGUCUCCAAGGGGGCAAUGCUGCUUGCUUAAACUCUUCUCCUUGUGUUUAUUUAUCCUUAAAUUGUAUGCAAAGAUUUGAGAGGAAGAGCAGAACAGGUACAGCUGAACAGAAACAGGAAUGGGAAGUCAUCCACUGACAGAUGUUAAUAGAAAGUGCUCAGUUUACUAAGAAACUUUAUGACACUGGAGAUGAUUCAGAAAUGACAUUUCUGAUAAUUCAUCCCAAAGACUUUAAUGUUUUUGACUACUUAAAAAAAAAAAGCAUUUUGUGGAUGGAGCCGACAGCAUUUUUAAAGUAUCAAACACUGAAUUUCAAUCUUUUUUGCAGGAUUUUGAGUGAAACCUAAAAGUGAACCAAUAUUUUCAGUCUCAGGUUCAUGAGACUGUGACUUGGUCAGUUUGAGGAACAGACUCGUGUGAUUAUUUUAGCUUGUAAACUUUUCUUGUGUGUCCUCUGGGUAACAGAUCAGAGUUAGUCUUGCAUGUAUAUUGGAACAGUGAAAGCAGAUCAUGUGGUUUUGUGGCAAUCAUUGACAAACCACGAACAUCAACAAAAAAAACAGUGAGUGAGUGCCUUGCAACUGAUAAUUUCAGAUGUUUUCUAUUGAAAUAUGAUCCUCUUCUCCUUUGAGAGAGUAUUUACAACUAUUUUUGUAACAGAUCCUGACAAGGGAAACAUAUGCAAAUAUGUCUGAUGAUUUAAAGUUGUUUACUGUUGAAUAUCAGUUUUCUUAGUGAUGGUUUUCUGAACUGAAUAAAAAAAAUCAAAGGACUCACUGACAAAAAUAAAGAAUAAAGUUGAUGAAAUAA